UGCAGUCUCUAUGCCUAAUAAUAGCAAACAUACAACGAAAAUAGCUAUGUUAUAUAGUAAUGGCGACCGUAUCUGUUAGAUCCAACCUGGAGCAUGAUUGAAGAAAAAAAUUCGAAUUACGUGUUUUCUCUAUGUUUCUAAAAUUGCAUAGCGAAUAUUAUACUAAGAGAAUGUCAUCUCAAUCAAUUGAUGAGAUUUACCAGCUGCGACACUUUCGACAAGAGGCACACUUGAGUUUUUCCAGUGGAAUGUAUUUUGGCAUUUAUCAUCUCGGUGUACUACAGGCUAUCAAAGAUUUCGCCCCACAGUUUACCAAACGCAGGGCUUUGGGGUCGUCAGCCGGAGCUCUAGCAGCUAGCUGCCUCGUAUGUGACGUGCCUCUUCAGAAAGCGAUUGAUGCUGUCACGAAAAUGGCGGUUCAUUGCAGAAGCCUGAUGUUCGGCGCACUGGAUCCGCGCUUCAAUAUCUCGCAAAUUCUGCGUUCGGAACUUUACGCAAUUCUGUCUCCCGAUGCGCAUAUUCGAGCCAAUAAUAAACUAUUUAUAGCUGUAACUCGCGCGUCUACCCUAAAACACAAGUUGGUAUCCGCUUUUCUCUGCUUUUCGUAGUGGAUGUAUCGUACUAAGCGAAUUUUGGUUGGUCGCCCUCUGUAUUAAUCGAAGGUUUC
Messenger RNA from Varroa destructor (honeybee mite), 667 nucleotides. RefSeq names its product patanin-like phospholipase domain-containing protein. The record is from RefSeq and is a predicted model, not a curated record. NCBI's taxonomy places the organism in Eukaryota, Metazoa, Arthropoda, Arachnida, Mesostigmata, Varroidae.